AUUCUAGCCAGCUUUACCUUUCAAAGUGAUGAAUGCAUCUUUUCAAGCGGCACAGAAAUGAUUCACGACACAUUUACUAGACUUGUUAUUCCUGAAAACAUGUUUUUCUGUUUCUUCUUUCCCAUUAGUGGACGGUGGCCCCAUAGUCCGCCCCAUAAAUUGGACGGUGUUGUCCGUACAGUGUUUCCAGCGACACUGAACAACAAAGAACAAAUCAUGAAUCACUUGUGAAAAAACUCUAAUUUCACGAUGGUUACCUAGGAUAUUGCUAUCCCAACUUUAACAAAAACAAAGUGACUAAUCAAUUGUUAUGAAGAUGUUGCGUUGAAUACUUAGGUACCUAGAUUAGCGCUGCUGAGCAGCUGUCGGCCAGGUGACUGAUAUCAGAUUAGUCACACUCACAUUUCCCGGUGCCCACUGCAUUCUGACAACAACUCAUCUUCGUCGUUACCUAAAUAAAUACUUCUGCCUUUCCUUCCCCGUAACAUAUUCAAACUCUCCCCCAUACAUACGGUGCACCAUCGUGGAUGGCACCUGUUAAGACAUCAUGGGGCCGAGAAUCUUUGUUUGGAACUCACCCAAGGCCCGUCGCCAAUUGCAUCUCGGGCCAUCGGUUAAUGGCACCUUAAAGAUCGUGGAUUUACCAAUUCAAGAUGACCGCAGUGUACACCGCAGCAAGCCCUUUGACAAGUUGCCCGAUGAAUUAAUUCAGACCAUCCUGGAAUUUGCAUUCCCAUCGUCCGAGGCCACAGAUUAUCGCACUGCUUUGGCGCUGACCCUAACAUGUCGCCGCCUAUAUCGCUUAGCAACACCAUUCCUUUAUAACCAUCUACACUUUCAAUUGCCUUUCUCGAACCACUCUAAUGCCUUGAUGCGCAUGAAUCCAGCAAAUCAAGUUUACUGUCGAAAAUUAAACAUCGCAUGCUCAGAUAUGCACGGUGCAAUGACUGACGAGGAUUGGGUGAUUACUACCGCCUUUCUAACGAAAUUCUCCAAGACACGUAGUCUGGUUAUCCAUGGAGGAUUCACAAGACACGGCAUCGAACUUUGGCCCUUAACUAGCAAAUUGUUGGCGAAAAUGCCCUCUCUCCAGCACCUAACUCUCAACAGGCAGUAUUGGGGCCUUUUACUGCCACGCAUCAAGAAAUACGUUCAAAGCCUGACACUCAAGAGCUUGAAGAUUCACGGAAUAUCAGAGUCAAAAGAGGCACCGGGAGGCUUGUGUGGGCCAGCCUCUUUUAGUGAUCUCGAGCUCUCAGAUUACGAAGAGAAUGCCAAGGCCACACGCGCUCUGAUUCGAUGGCCCAGAAAGCUUCGACGCUUCCACUUCGAGAGCUUUUACAACAAUCGUCAUUAUAUGGACCUGACCAUGUUCGGAAACUGGCUUUCGAUCCAUAAAGAAGCCCUUGAGGAGAUAUACAUCGGCUACCUGUCGGGCGGUAGCAAGGGCAAGAUUAUCGACCUGUCUAGAUUCACUGCUCUCAAAUCCCUUACCCUGUCCAGAUACUCCUUUUCAGAUGACCUCAAAUCUUGUGCUACCGACGCAAGCCUCAUGCUUGCGCCUAAUCUAGAGACAUUCACCUGGAGUUUCAGUAUUUACGACCAACACUGCGAAUCGUGGGAUGCCAUCGGCGAGAAGGAGGAACUGUGGCUACAGCAAUUGGCGAAGAUCGCGGCGUCCAGGCCAACUCCGCUCAAACGGAUCCACAUCACCUUUGACCCUGAUUAUUGGGGGUAUAGAAUAGAAGAUGGGUACCCGUGGGAUCGCUUAGACCGGGUAAAGGAGUCCUGCCGUCAGCUCAACAUCGAGCUGACCUAUACCAAACCAGCCCUGACGAAAAAGGAAUGGUUGGAGCAUGUCGCUGAAGAAGAGAGAAUAAGCGAAGCACAGGCUCAGAGGGAGCGCGGAGAGGGGGAAGGAGUGGGCGAAGGGGUGGAAGAGGGCUCGGAAUCUGAGGAGCCAAAGAAGAAUAAGGAGGGAAGGGAUAUCAGGGAGUACUUCGCCCAAAUUCGUGGAACACAACUCCAUGAUAAGUGAUUGACUGUUAGAAGUCCUGUUAGAUUCGUGUAUCGGCCAAGAACCUAUUAGAAAUGUCACAUUAGAAUUGGCAAUCCGAAUAUGAGAAACCUGAAAACUUCA
Messenger RNA from Annulohypoxylon truncatum, 2140 nucleotides. RefSeq lists its product as uncharacterized. NCBI's taxonomy places the organism in Eukaryota, Fungi, Ascomycota, Sordariomycetes, Xylariales, Hypoxylaceae. Gene Ontology annotation, molecular function: protein binding. The coding region runs from base 548 to 2038 and encodes 496 amino acids. The record is from RefSeq and is a predicted model, not a curated record. The transcript has a single exon.